AAUCUUUUAUAGCCUACUCCAAGUAUUAGAAAGUGAUUGGAUAGGCUAGAAAGUCUUCCUGGCCGAACUUUACACUAAAGCUUUCAUUUCACCUGGAAGUGAUAGAGGAACAGUGGACUAACAAAAUAAAGACAUAGGGAGGGUGAGAGGAGACAGAUCUAGACAAACAAGCCUAGCCUGAACACUCUGAACUGAAGCAGCAACAACGCAGUUCUUCACCUUUGUGGCAACGCCCAUCAAAGUUUCUUAUUUUACUCUCAUAAAAAAUCUAUCUGAAGAUCUAUUGCGUUUACUGCCUCUCAGAGGAAUGCAGUCACUGGAAUGUACUGUAGCCUAUUAACACACUUCCACUAGGUUUCUGUGCUCUUCAUAUCCUGAAACUCAGACGAGAGAGAGAGAGAGAGGAAGUCCAGGUUUUCUUCAAGUUAAACAGAUCAACUCGUUUUUCUUGUUCUUGCAUUUCUCUAUUAGGUGUAUACAGAAUAUGUGACAGAAGAAGGUGUACACAUCAAACACACGAUGGCUGCUCCUCAAGUUAUUCCCAGGAGAUUGUCAAAGUCGAUCAAAGCACCUCCAAAUGACGCAGCUUCUAACCCCAAUCCCACAGUAAAUGGAGGAGUGAAAACGGAUAUACAUCUGAUUCACGCACAGAGAGAAGUUGAGUUGGUGAAUCACUGUUUUGCUGAUGUGGAGCGUUUCAUGGGCCGUCUGCAGAUGACAGCAGUGGCUAAGAAUGAUCUGGAGCAACGGAGCAUGAAAAAGAGUCGCAAAAAGAACAGCAAGAAGAAUAAAAAGCAGGAUGAUGUCCUUCUCGCGCAAACAGCGACACCGCCAUCAGAACAGGAGUUUGUGGAUAUUUUUCAGAAGAUUAAAUAUUCUUUCUGUCUAUUGGACCGCCUAAAGACGAAAAUCUCAGAGCCAAACUCAGAAGAACUCUUGCACCACGUCUUCAUCCCUUUGCACUUGAUGGUGAAGACCACAGGUGCUCCUAUGGCAGCAACGGUCUCCAGCCCUGCUCUGACCAGUGGAGCGAUCUCUCUACUACAGCAGAAUCUAAAUGAGCAAGAGAAACAACUGUGGAUGUCACUCGGGCCAAACUGGACCCUGCCAUUCUCUCAACUCAGUGAGACUGUGUCUCCAUACAAACCUGGCUUUCUGGAUGGUUGGCAGCCUAUGGCCAUAGACGCGCAUGGACAACCAAUUGAGGACCCCAUAGAGUCCCAGCACAAACAUGAAGCUCUUAUACAGUCUCAGCAGGUACUUAAUCAGGCACGUCUAACUGUACACCAGGAACAUGAUGGGAUGGAAGACUCUCUGCCUCCUAAUGAAGAAAGGAUGUAUCGCUGCAGUUAUGACUUUGUGGCACGAAACAGUAGUGAACUCUCAGUCUUGCAGGGAGAUACUCUGGAGGUGCUAGAGUCAUCAAAGCGAUGGUGGAAAUGUAAGAAUGAUUACGGUCAGAUAGGCUUUGUUCCACACAAUAUCCUUGAGCCGAUCAAUCACGCAGAAGUUGACACUUCCAACAUAGUAAUGCGCAACCAGUCCAUGAAAGCUCCCAUCUCUCCACCGAGAGCAAUGUCUUUUUAUGCUGCACCCCAUUCCUCAGGCGAAAAAGCAGUCCGCUCUGAUCCACGCCCUCAAAGUAUGCCACCAAUUGGUGGCGAAGGAGAGACAGCUAUGUUGAUGAAUGAUGAGCUCUUGCAGCGACUGGCCAAUGGUAGAGCAGCAUCAGUACGGCCAGUGGUAAUUAAUAAAGCGAAUGACACAACGGCACCGCUGGACUAUCACUCUCCCCCAGCUGAGGUUCAGGAGUGGCUGAAGGCCAAAGGCUUCAAAGAUUACGCUGUACGGAGUCUGGGUGUCUUAACGGGAGCUCAGCUCUUCUCACUGAAUAAGGAGGAGCUGCGCCACGUUUGUCCAGAUGAGGGCAUCAGAGUCUACAGCCAGAUCAUGGUGCAGAAAGCACUGCUGGAGGAUGUGCGGAAGGCCACUGAGUUGGAGGCCAUAAUGAAGAAACAGAAGAUGAAAGUUGAUCUGAAAGCAGAGGAUGGGGAAUUUUAAUGGAUAUCACUUUCACUCAUACAUACAGACAAACAUUCAUACCAAUGCUUUAACAGACAAAUGUGGCAUGAAUCAAGAUCUAGGCAAUUUAACCAUAAUGAUCUCUGUUGCUUUUAUGUUAUAUAUUAUUUCACCAUUACCACUUAUAUAAAUUCAACCCCAUAUAUUCCUUUAAAUAUUGUAUUUUAAUGAUAAAUAAAAU
Messenger RNA from Pimephales promelas (fathead minnow), 2263 nucleotides. Lineage: Eukaryota; Metazoa; Chordata; Actinopteri; Cypriniformes; Leuciscidae. The record is from RefSeq and is a predicted model, not a curated record.